This is a messenger RNA of Diaporthe citri, 1200 nucleotides long. RefSeq lists its product as uncharacterized. The coding region runs from base 1 to 1200 and encodes 399 amino acids. Lineage: Eukaryota; Fungi; Ascomycota; Sordariomycetes; Diaporthales; Diaporthaceae. Gene Ontology annotation, biological process: macroautophagy. Gene Ontology annotation, cellular component: fungal-type vacuole membrane. The transcript is spliced from 5 exons. The record is from RefSeq and is a predicted model, not a curated record.
AUGCGUUUCUCACAAGUGUUGACCUCCGCCAUCGCGGCCGGCGUUGCCGCCGCCGAGCCAUUGGCGAACGUGCUCGCUGCGAACAACAACACGCUGAGCACCCUCAACUCUAUCCUGGCCGGCAUGCCACAAUUCACACAGGCCCUGACGAUGCAAACCAAUGUCACCAUUCUGGCCCCGUCCAAUGACGCCUUCGAGCAGGCGAUGAAGGCCAUGCCGACACUUACAAACGACAUGAACAUGGUCACUGCCCUCCUGCAGUAUCACAUUAUUUCUGGUGUCAUGAUGUCGUCAGCCUUCACCGAGACGCCCCAGUUCGUGAGCACCUACAUGGGAAUGCCCUUCGCCAUGGUCACCGGCAACCAGAAGGUCGAGCUCGUCAAGAUGGACAACAUGGCCAUGAUCUUCUCGGGUUUCAAGCAGAUGAGCAGCGUCACCAAAGCUGACAUCGCCUUCGACGGCGGCGUCGUACACGUCAUCGACAAGGUCCUAACCAUUCCCAUGUCCCCGUCCGUGACAGCUGUCGACAUGGGACUGACCUCCCUCGCUGGCGCGCUGACAAAGACAAACAUGGUGACGGCCGUGGACGGCCUCUCGGACGUGACCAUUUUCGCGCCGUCGAACAAAGCCUUCGAGGCUGUUGGCUCCGCGGCUGAGAGCGCCUCUGUGAUGGAUCUCUCGACUAUUCUGAGCUACCAUGUCCUCCACGGAAGCGACAUGCCCAUGUUCUCGACCAACCUGUUGAUGGGAGGCAGUGCUAUGUCCGGGACAACGAUGGCUAUGCCCGCCGGUAUGGAGGGGAUGCCUAUGCGGAGGCAGUCCAUGACUAGCACGCCUAUGAGCUUCGCAACACUCCAGGGCGGCAAUAUCAACGUUCGCAUGGAAAACGGCAAGGUGUUCGUCAACUCUGCGAUGGUGACCACCGCGGACAUCAUCGUCUCGAACGGUGUCAUACACGUGAUAGACAAUGUUCUCAACCCCAUGAUGGCAGACGCCACGCCAAACCCAAGUGCAACAACGCAGACACCCGCCUUCUCCGGGGCAACAGCCGUUCAGGAGGCGCCGUUCACCUCAGGCAUUAUGCCAACCACCACAAUCACGGCUGCCGGCAUGACUGGUGGUGCUGGUGUGUUCGCCGCCAUGCCCACUGCUGCUAUCUUGGGCGCUGUUGGAGGUGCCGCGCUGUUGGCAGGGAUGUAG